AUGGCGCCAAUCGACCUACCCAAUCUGUCCAGUAACUGGAGGGUCCUGCAGAAGAGACUGCAGGCUUCAAAAGCCGCCGAGGCCAUCACCGCACAGCCUGCAGACGCAGACAAGCCGUUGUUGAAGCGCAAGCGGUCUGGCAAGACGUCCGAGGCGCGUGCGACCCAGUCUCCAAGCGGAGCAGUGAAGAAGGUCGCAUACAGGCAGCGGAAACGGCAGAAAAUGGAGGAACCAGCCGCCGUCGGCGCCUCGAUCAAGCAGCAUGAACCCAAGUCGCUGUCGCGCAGCGUGUCGAUGCCCUCGCUCAAGCACUCGAGCCUCCUCGCCUCCUCCAAACGAGCAGCCGAAUCCAUUUCCGUACUGACUCCGUCCGCCGACUUCCCCGACAUCGAGAACGAAGGCGUCGCCGAGAAGGCUUUGCCCGCAAAGUACAUUGCGCUGGACUGCGAGAUGGUCGGAAUAGGCCCCGAGCCCAAGAAAGACUCUGCGCUGGCAAGAGUAUCCGUGGUGAACUACCAUGGCCACCAGAUCUACGAUUCGUACGUGCAGAUACCGGAGAAGGUGACCGUCACCGACUACCGCACCGAUGUGUCCGGCAUUGAGCCCAGGCACCUUCGGAAGGAUGUCGCGCGACCUUUCAAGGAAGUUCAGGCCGAUCUCAAGAUCCUUCUCGCAGGGCGCAUUCUCGUCGGCCAUGCUGUCAAGAACGAUCUGGACGUACUCAUCCUAAAGCACGACAAGCGCUACAUACGAGACACUUCCAAGUACUCCAAGUUCCGCGAACUCGCCCAGAUACCCGGUCGGACGCCCUCGCUGAAGAUCCUUGCCGAGAAACUGCUGGGAGUCGAGAUACAGGUGGGAGCGCACAGCUCGGUCGAGGAUGCAAGGGCAACCAUGGCGCUUUUCCGCCUGGAGAAGGAAGGUUUCGAUCUGGAGGUGCGGGAGAGAUACGGAAACAUCAGCGUCGGCGCUACGGGCGUUGAGGUCGAAGUCGGAGCUGACGAGUCGAACAAGCGCAAGAACAAGCCCAAGAAGAAAAAGAAGAAGAGAAACUAG
Messenger RNA from Paraphaeosphaeria sporulosa, 1056 nucleotides. Its product is annotated as RNA exonuclease 4. Lineage: Eukaryota; Fungi; Ascomycota; Dothideomycetes; Pleosporales; Didymosphaeriaceae. Gene Ontology annotation, molecular function: 3'-5' exonuclease activity; nucleic acid binding. Gene Ontology annotation, biological process: ribosomal large subunit assembly; rRNA processing. The record is from RefSeq and is a predicted model, not a curated record. The transcript has a single exon. Bases 1 to 1056 code for a protein of 351 amino acids. Gene Ontology annotation, cellular component: nucleus.